GUUCAACGAAACACCAAGUCAGAAAUGUCCGAGUUCCGACUAGCAUGUGAAUGAGGCAUGAGCCCCCGCAAACAAACCACAUCAUCUGCGUCACUCUCCGCCACCCUGGCCGCCCUUGAUGUCAGCCAUUUUACAUAGCAAUCGCGACUGAAUUCGUCCCAAAUAGUAGCUAGCAAUCAGGCCUAAAUACAAAUUUAUAUUUACAGCUAACAACCGCCUGAAGUGCAAAAAUGGAAACCGAAGGCCAAGUUGACUUCAGCACAGACGAGUUUCCAGAGGGCUCCAAGAUAAACGCAAGUAAAAACCAGCAGGAUGACGGGUAAGCGACUAACGUAACGUUAGCUAGUUAAGUACAACAGUAGCUAACUAACUUUUAAGCGUAACUAGCUACUGUUAUUUUGCCCGCUGGAGACAAGUAGUUUACGUUAUUGGAGUGGUAACAAGCCAAAGUUUGCUAGCUAACUAGACCCUGUUGUGAUCGUGCAUGGCUAGCUAACUAUCUGACAUUAUCUAACCAGCGCGUCGCUGUCAUGUCAGGCCAAGUUGGCUGACGUUAACUGGACUAACUUAAGUUGUCACCGCGAUAUUUAUAACUUUUGAAAAGCCUUAAUUUCUAUUAUCAUUGUCAUUGAUGUAGUGUUCAUGGGCUUGUUGGUUAUUGCCACUUUUUUCCUCAUACACUAAGUUACUGCUGGUUUAGAAUCCUGACAGAAAAACCUGUCCUGAGCAUACGCAGUGGCCACCGAAACUAGAAUCAGAAGUGUGACGAAGUUCGAUUCAGUUAGUGACUCAGCUUGAUAGGGAGGUAACUUCAAGAUUAUUUUAGACUGAAAUAUCAGUGUCAGUAACAGCAAGAAUGUAGUUAUAUGACUGUCUGAUAUCGACUGUAUUAGUCUCCUUAAUUCUCCAUUCACAGCAAGAUGUUCAUCGGAGGGCUCAGUUGGGACACCAGCAAAACGGACCUCAUGGAUUACCUUUCGAAGUUUGGAGAGGUUCUAGACUGCACCAUCAAAACAGACCUGAUGACGGGCCGGUCCCGGGGCUUCGGCUUUGUCCUCUUCAAAGACGCAGAGAGUGUAGACAGGGUAGGCGCUAGAACAGACUGAGGACAGGGCAUGAUGCCUCUGCUUGUAUUGUUUUCUUAAUUCUGCAGAUGUGAAAUAACUAGAUAGGUUUGAAGACAUACAUAGAUGGCAUCCACUCACUUCUCUUGAACAAUCACACGCACACCCUGUUUCACUGACACUUUGUCCUGUGUGCAGGUUUUGGAGCUGAAGGAGCACAAGCUGGACGGGAAGCUGAUCGACCCAAAGAGGGCCAAAGCCAUGAAGGGGAAGGAGCCGCCCAAGAAGGUGUUUGUUGGAGGCCUCAGCCCAGACACCCCGGAGGAGGAGAUCAGGGAAUACUUUGGUGCUUUUGGAGAUGUAAGUUGAAGUGAGAGAAUGCUUGUACUGUCAAUGUAUUCAUGUUUUAUUUUAAGGUUUUAGAUAUGGUAGACCCGUGCUUUUAGGAAACUGUAUGUCCACUGAGUGAAUGUUGGUGCAAUGGAGCUAGAGCUGAUAUUAUUGUAUGAUAAUCUAUCCUCUUCACAUGGUACAAAGACUGGGAGAUUUGCCAAACGUUAUGAUUACUGUCUUCAUAGCAGCUAACUGAGAGAGACUCUUGUGUUGUUUCCAGAUUGACAGUGUCGAGCUUCCCAUGGACACCAAAACCAAUGAGCGACGCGGGUUCUGUUUCGUGACCUACUGUGAGGAGAUCCCUGUCCAGAAGCUGUUGGAGUGCAGAUACCACCAAGUUGGGGGCGGAAAGGUAGCUUGAAUCCGCUUAUUCACAGUGAACCCUGUUACACAUCUUGCGCUGAUAGGCAAAGCUAUUCUUUCUAUGCUAUUUAACCAACUUAGUUUAGUGAUUUUGAAGAAUUAUGUUUGCAGUCAAAUAACAUGCGACUGUAGGUACUUUUUCAGAAGUGUUUUGGUUCAUGGUGUGUUUUCUCUGCAGUGUGAAAUCAAAGUGGCCCAGCCCAAAGAAGUGUACAGACAGCAGCAACAACACAGAGGAGAGAGGGGGGGCUACGGAGGAGGCGGAGGAUACAGGGGCCGGGGACGAGGAGGUAUGUGCAGCUACAUCUAGCCUAUGGCACUGAAGAAUGCACAUCAGAAGAAUACAUUUAAAAUCAGUCAACUUUAUUCUUCCACAAGGGAAUUUGUUGUGUGGCAUUUGACACAUGCAACAAUGACAGUGCUGAUGACAGAACAGGGCAUGCAUUGCAGUAUAUUGAAAAGAAAAUGAAGACAUACAAAUGUCUUUGAAACUACAAUACAGACUACAGUCACACUGAACCUCUCCAUUGUCUCUGCAGGUCAGAGUAACUACAACGAGGGUUACAACGGCUACUACGGCCAGAACUAUGGUAGCUACGGCAACGGAUACAACCAAGGAUACAAUGGCUACACAGGCUAUGACUACUCUGGCUAUAACUAUAAUAGUUAUGGUUAUGGACAGGGAUACGACGACUACAAUGGUAAGCUACACUAUUGAUGCCAACUAUCGAAACAAGCAGUGCCUUUCAGCCCCCAGCAACAACUCUUGUACUUAUAGCUAAGACAACAGGUGGAAAAAUGUCUCCCUUGUAUGUACUCAAUAGCUCUGGAAAAAUAAAACAGAUGUCUGUAAUGCUGCCUGCCUUGGGUCUCUUUGCUCUGGUACAUGUUUGUGAGGGGUCCUCCAUAUCCAGGCAGUGCACUUCGUUAUGUUAUAGGGAACACUUGCAACAUUAAUGAUCAUUGAGCCCAUGUACAGUUCUAUAAGAUUACAUUUGUAUGGCACACACUUCUUAGAGUACUUGUAGUUAAAUUCCUGGGUAUAUAGAGUAAAACACACAAUUUUUUUAUUGUCACAUACACCAAAUAUGUGCAGUGAAAUGUACAGGGUCAGCCAUAGUAGUAUGGUAUCAACAGAUUUUUUACCUUGCCUGCGCGACCUUUCGGUUACUGGCCUAAUGCGCAAACCGCUAUGCUACCAGCUGCCCAAUCUUGACACAUGAUUGUGCAUCUCAGUACUGAUACAGUAACAAGCAAAAAUAACAAUUAGGUACACAAACACUGCAGACUACAUCCUACUGAUUAUUUGUGAUUUCUUGCUGCCAUUUACCCUAUAAAGGAAAGUGAAUUUAAACUCACAUGCACCUGGACUCCCAUGUCAACUGAACUCAAUUGAUAACACCUUGAUAGGAUUUCCUUCUGCAACUGUUUUGUUUCUGUGAAGUUAUCCUGUGACACUCAAUCUUCCUGACCUCUAACCCUUGACCUUCCCAUAGGCCAGCAGAGCAGCUAUGGGAAGGCCUCUCGAGAGGUCACAACCCACCAGAACAACUACCAGCCUUACUGAGCUGAUGUGAUCCAACAAGACCUGCUUAGACUUCUGGUAAGACCGCACUCCCACCGUCACCUUAGGCUUGACCUAAAAAAAACCUUAAAGAUCAAUAGACACUAAACAAUUUCUCUAAAACCUAUCAAGAGAGAAAGCAAGUGGUUACCAUUACCAUGCACCACCCCAUUCUGACAGAUACAUCUAAAGAGUCAUGUCUACAGAUCUUUAAUUGCAAAAAUGCUUGUGUAUAGGUUUGCCUUUCUUACUAAGCUCUCCAGAAUAAACGUAAGUGUUUUUCUGUAGAUUGUCCUUUUUUCCCUUGCUUUUUAACAGGUGUUCAUAAGGAAAUAACAUAAAGAGACUUGAUAGCAUUGUUAACAGGUAAAGUACUGCUAAGGGUACAGAGUAAGGACCUAUCCUAAGUUUUCCUUUUCUUUUCCUAACUCUGAUGUUGUACCUUGUUUGUACCUGCCAGCGGGGACUUCAUUGCAGGCCGUGUGUCGCCUGACCACGACAAUCUCUGGGCGUCGCACAUAGCGGGCAGAGAGCACGGCAUGCACAAGAAAACGCUGUCCUGCGGUAUGGUCUCUUCACACUUCCUGUAACCAGCGAUAAACAAAAAGAAACAUAAGAAAAGGACAAAUUAAUCUCUUUCAGUUUUUAAAGUGUUUGCUUUAACGAUUUGUCAAAUUGAUUUUUUACAGGAUAUUAAUAUGAAACAGUGUAAAAAUGUACCUUGACUUGUAUUUGUGUAUUGUCUUAAUUUUAGUGGUCUUGUGUUUCAGUUCUGGAGCUUCAGUGGUUUUUCUAUAAUGAACCCCUUUCUUAAAUUCAAUGCUUGCUUUUUCUUUAUAGCCCUUAGAGAACUUCACUUGAUAAACACACUUUUUUUUAAACUUAGGUGUUAAAGAUCAUAUGUAAACCAGCUUUAUGAUGCCAUAAAAAGCUGAAAACUCAAAAUGUAAUAUUUGAGCUAUUUGUGUAGCUGACUUGAAACUUCCACCAAAUGUUUUACCUUAUAGUUUAGAUAUGGUCACGUUUGGGCUUGCUCCUUAAUGGUGAAAUUGACCCACCAAUUCAUCGGAGCUGAAGCUUUUGCUGGCUGGUGAGCUGUUAUAGGACAGGCUACAGAACCUUGGUGAAGCUGCGAGUUCUACAUAUGAUCUUUAAAACGGAAUGGAGAGAAACAAACGUAAUAGUUUAAAGUUGACAGCACAAGCAGACGUUAAACAGUGAAACAUGGACGUGCAAGGUUCACUGUGUCCUACAGAGCUCCAGAGUUGGUAACACCUACUGUGUUGUGUCCUUGUUUGCAGAUGGGCUGGGCUGGCUGGAGGACUGGAGAAUGACCUUGUACCGAGGUGGCAGCUUUGGGGGAUGAAUCCUAUCCUGUCCUCAGAUCAGCUCAUGUUUUAAACACCAGACUCCAAUUCCUGAGAUGAAGCUGUCAUGAAAACAUGCAGCGCUUCUUGUAAAUAGCGAGGUUGCCGGUUUUUGGUUCCUGUUUCCACUCUUCCCUUCAUCUUGUACUCUGCUGAGGUUGUAGGUCUAGGUUUCUUUGUGAUUUAAUGUGUUCUUUUUACCUUGAUUUAACUUGGCCUGUUUUUGUUUUAAACUUGGAUUUUUCUGCAGUGUUUUGGAUAAAGGUAUUAAAGAGGGUACAAAACUGAGAUGUGCUUGAC
This is a messenger RNA of Coregonus sp. 'balchen', 5051 nucleotides long. The record is from the annotation of a GenBank genome assembly. NCBI's taxonomy places the organism in Eukaryota, Metazoa, Chordata, Actinopteri, Salmoniformes, Salmonidae.